This is a messenger RNA of Macadamia integrifolia, 1240 nucleotides long. Its product is annotated as derlin-1. Bases 195 to 914 code for a protein of 239 amino acids. Gene Ontology annotation, biological process: endoplasmic reticulum unfolded protein response. Gene Ontology annotation, molecular function: misfolded protein binding; ubiquitin-specific protease binding. The record is from RefSeq and is a predicted model, not a curated record. The transcript is spliced from 7 exons. Lineage: Eukaryota; Viridiplantae; Streptophyta; Magnoliopsida; Proteales; Proteaceae. Gene Ontology annotation, cellular component: endoplasmic reticulum membrane; Hrd1p ubiquitin ligase ERAD-L complex.
GUCUAUGCGUGUGGUCCGUGUGGAAACAGAGGAAGCUUCUUGGCCUCUGGAGGUGUCCGAAAGCGUAUAAAGUUAGGUUUAACGGCGUUUGUCACUGUUUGAAUUCUUUUGAUCGUUCUCAGCGAAAGCGUAGAGAGAAGAGAGAAGAGAGACAGAGAGAUUCCUGAUUGAGUUCUUUGGCUUCUGGUUCUACAAUGUCUUCUCCAGCAGAAUUCUAUAAUUCACUUCCACCUAUAACCAAAGCUUAUGGGACCCUAUGUAUGUUGGCUACUACGGCAUAUCAAUUAGGAAUUUACAAUCCUGCAAACAUUGCGCUUGUUUACCCUCUAGUAUUCUCGCGUUUUCAGUUGUGGAGGCUGUUUACUAACUUUUUCUUCCUUGGAAACUUCUCCAUCAAUUUUGGAAUUCGCCUCUUAAUGAUAAUAAGGUAUGGGGUGCAGCUUGAGAAUGGACCCUUUGAAAGACGUACAGCAGAUUUUUUGUGGAUGAUGGUCUUUGGAGGCUUGUCAUUGCUGGUGUUGUCAGCCAUUCCCCUGUUAUGGUCUCCUUUCCUGGGGAUAUCGUUGGUGUUCAUGCUUCUCUACGUCUGGAGUAGGGAGUUCCCAAAUGCUCAAAUCAGUAUAUAUGGACUUGUCACGCUUAAGGCAUUUUAUCUCCCUUGGGCAAUGCUUGCUUUGGAUGUUAUUUUUGGGUCUCCUCUCACACCAGAUUUAUUGGGAAUCAUAGCAGGACAUCUAUAUUACUUCUUAACGGUGCUGCAUCCACUUUCUGGUGGAAGGAACAUAUUGAAGACUCCCAUGUGGGUGCAUAAACUUGUUGCUCGUUGGGGGCUAGGAUCACAGCCGAAUACAAAUGCUCAGCGAGAAAGAACAUCUGGUGCAGCUUUCAGCGGGAGAAGUUAUCGGCUGAAUUGAUAGAACCAUUUCCUCCUGCUUUGGCUGAUUUUUACUGAUUUAGCUUAGCUGCAAUCACUUUUUUCCUGACGACGUUGCUGACAAGAGGAACGAAGCCUUCAUUGCAGGGAAGGGGGAGAAGAAACAUGAAAGCUCUUGAAUGGAUGGUAACGAUGCACUCCCUUUUUGCUUUCUGUAUGACAUUAAACAGUCAUUAUUGAUGGAUCCUUAUUUGUUCUUUGUUGGGUAUGUGGGAAAUUAUCAUUCAGAUUCUGGUCAUGCACAAUGUAAAGUCAAUAUACUCUGAUUACAUCUUCCAAAUUGAUCUUCAUGUAACAUUAAUUUCA